AUGAGCUCAACUAAUAAGCAGACUUCGGGGUCAGCACCGGCCAACUCAACGGACCCUAUUAAUCCAACCAAUAAUCAGAAUAAUAUUGUCCCACGAGAUGUCAGGUUGUUGCACUUGAUAUUUGCCACACAAGGAAUCCAAAAUUACCAGGAUCACGUACCUUUACAGUUGAUGGAUUUUGCUCAUAGAUAUACGACGUCUGUCUUGAAAGAUGCACUUAUAUACAACGAUCAUGCCAAACCUUUGAACUCGAACACCAACAUUAAUUCGAGUGCCAAUUCUACAGUAAAUACCGAUGACAUAAGGUUGGCCAUAGCUGCAAGGACAAACUAUCAAUUCAAACCUACACCCCCUAAGGAAUUGUUACUAGAGUUAGCCCACGAGAGAAAUUCAAAGCCUUUGCCACCAGUCAUCCCUAAAUGGGGAUUGAAUUUACCACCUGAAAAAUACUGCUUGACCGCUAGAGACUGGGAAAACUUGGAAGACGAAUUCACCGAAGGUGAAAAAGAACCAUCUGAGUCUGCUAAUAAGAAGCUGAGACUAAGAUAA
Molecule: messenger RNA, 549 nt
Organism: Debaryomyces fabryi
Lineage: Eukaryota; Fungi; Ascomycota; Pichiomycetes; Serinales; Debaryomycetaceae
Product: chromatin modification protein
Exons: 2
Coding region: 1-549 (182 amino acids)
Biological process (GO): RNA polymerase II preinitiation complex assembly; DNA-templated transcription initiation
Cellular component (GO): transcription factor TFIID complex; SAGA complex
Molecular function (GO): RNA polymerase II general transcription initiation factor activity; transcription coactivator activity; protein heterodimerization activity
Source: RefSeq, a predicted model, not a curated record